UGAAAGUGAUGUUACGAGUGAUACUCGGCGACACUUGGAUAGCGCGCGCCGAGCUAGUGGCAAUGAGUCGUACACCUCCGACCAUAAUCUUCAGGAGAGACCAGGAGAGCGCGGUUCUGGGAGGAUGAAGCUCACUCUGGGAGCGCUUGCCGUCUUCGUGGCCGUGGCUGGAGUCGUUAGCUUCGUGUUCCUCGUGCUGGCCAUUGGAACCGACUUCUGGUACAUCAUAGAUAUGUCCAAAUGGGAGCGCAACUCCUCUCAGCUGAGCUCACACUCGGGGCUGUGGAGGACCUGUGACGCGCACAACAAGCAGUGCUGGCCAUUCGUGAACCCAUUCGGAAAUGCGAACAACUUCACGGAAUCCCACAGGCAACUUUUAGGCAUGCACGGGACCUUUGUUGUGCUCCUCCCGCUCAGUGUCAUCGUGAUGGUCAUUGGCGGCAUGGUGGGCUUCAUAAGCAUUCUGGCUCGGGCGUAUCUGAUGCUGCUGCUGACAGGAGUCAUUCUACUGUUUGGAGCCUUGAUCACCCUUUCCGGAAUCAGCGUCUAUGUGGCUUAUUCUGCGGCGGCCUUCAAGGAGGCCUUGUACAUAUCUAGCCGUAGAACACUGGAGGACAUCAACAUCCACUUUGGCUGGUCCAUGGCAUUGGCCUGGAUUUCCUUUGUGGCUGAGCUCCUGACCGGAAUAUCAUUCCUGCUUGCAUCCAGGAUCGUAGCCGCAGUGAGGAGGCAGGACCAGGCCAUAUAAGGGUCGCGGGGAGCCGGAGCCUAAACCAGCAA
This is a messenger RNA of Scleropages formosus (Asian bonytongue), 780 nucleotides long. RefSeq names its product transmembrane protein 114 (gene tmem114). The transcript is spliced from 5 exons. Lineage: Eukaryota; Metazoa; Chordata; Actinopteri; Osteoglossiformes; Osteoglossidae. The record is from RefSeq and is a predicted model, not a curated record. The coding region runs from base 125 to 748 and encodes 207 amino acids. Gene Ontology annotation, cellular component: apical plasma membrane.